UCAGUCGCCAUCUUUCUUCCUGUCUGCCCUCGCCCAGACCAAAACCAACCACCAUAGGCCAAAAAAACAGGAAGCGAUCAAAACAAAAACCUUGACGCGCACAAUCCAAAUCGAUAGAGGAAACCAUAAAUUCUUCCCAAAUUUUGUUUUUGUCUCUAGAAAGAUUCCCACUCGAGUUUCGAGAGAAUCUCUGCGAAUUCCUUGCCUAUUUUGACGAACAUAAUGGCAUCAUACAAGCUCCUGGCAUCUUCCAAUUCGCGAAAUUCGGAUCUAUUGCGAGGUUCUUCUUCUUCUUCUUUCUCUUCUGCUUCUCUUUUAGAAUCCCAAUUUCUUUCGAAUCACCUGAGGAAUAAUGACAUCCCAACUCGCAAUCAAAGCCAUAGUCGUAGCUCAAUGACCGUCGAUGGCUUACUUGGCAAUGGGUACGAUUCCAAUCCCACGGAGUCGUCCAUUCUCUUAGAUGCCCAGAUUACUCUUGUUGAUUCCCAUAACCCUUCUUCUCUUCCCAUGAAUACGACUACAGCAACCACCACCACCACCACCACCACUAAUUCCUCUGCCGUCAUUGAUAGCAAUCACAAUACUUCCUCCGGUGCGGCGCCCAAAACUGUGGAUGAUGUGUGGAGGGAGAUUGUUUCUGGUGAGAGGAAGGAGUUGAAGGAGGAGGUUCCUGACGAGUUCAUAACCCUCGAGGAUUAUCUCUUGAGAACUGGGGUCAUGCCUGUUGAGGAUGUCAAAUUGCCGCAGACGGAGAGGCUGAGUGGAGGGAUUUUUUCGUUUGAUCCAAUUCGAGCCAGCACAUUUCAGGCCUUGGAUAAGGUCGAAGGAUCCAUUAUUGGAUUUGCUAAUGGGGUCGAUUUGAUCGGUAGUGGAGGAAGUGGGGGGAGAGGCAAAAGAGGGCGAGCUGCUUUGGAACCUUUAGAUAAGGCUGCAGAGCAAAGACAGAGGAGGAUGAUCAAGAAUAGGGAGUCUGCAGCAAGAUCAAGGGAACGGAAGCAGGCUUAUCAAGUGGAAUUAGAAUCAUUAGCUGUAAGACUAGAGGAGGAGAAGGAGCGGCUUUUGAGGGAAAAGGCUGAGAGGACUAAAGAGAGGUUCGAGCAGCUAAUGGAGAAGGUGAUUCCUGUGGUUGAAAAGCGACGACCCCCACGAGUAAUUCGGCGAGUUAAUUCCAUGAAAUGGUGAACUAUUGAUUUUCCACAAGACAGGUUCAACAGACAAGGAAACCUGUAGGAGAAAGAAGAAGAAGAAGCAGAAGAGAUAGACGGCAUAGUAUUAGGAGUUAUUGAAAACACAUUCUUUGCAGCUGAUGAUGGCUGAGGAGCAUCAGAGCAUCAGAGCAUCAGAGGUGUCUGCUGCAAGCAAAAAUGCCGGCGAUCACAAUCCUUUUACCAAACAACAGAUUAACAGAGACAAAACUAACACAGGAUACAUGAGAGAAGAUGAUGAUUUAUAGGCUACAAAACUUUGAGGUACUCAGCUCUCUGUCUCAUUUUCUGUUUUUUGUUCAAUGCAUGAGAGAGUCAAAGAGGAAGAAGUUGAGUUGAGUAGCAAUUUAAAGCAUUUUUUCAAUGGUUUUGUUGGAUAGAGGAAAUUUGUUAUAAUAGUUGGUAGUGUAGUUUGGUGAUAUUAGAGGUAUAUCAUUUUUUUUCCCUCUUAAUGUUAUGUUUUUUAGUUAAGAAAAGACUAUUGGUGACUGUACUUUCAUGUAAUUAAGAAUAUGGUAUAGUAAUAAUUUAGUCUA
Molecule: messenger RNA, 1741 nt
Organism: Cucurbita moschata (crookneck pumpkin)
Lineage: Eukaryota; Viridiplantae; Streptophyta; Magnoliopsida; Cucurbitales; Cucurbitaceae
Product: G-box-binding factor 4-like
Exons: 4
Coding region: 223-1182 (319 amino acids)
Biological process (GO): positive regulation of DNA-templated transcription
Cellular component (GO): nucleus
Molecular function (GO): DNA-binding transcription factor activity
Source: RefSeq, a predicted model, not a curated record